CGCGGCUUUCUUCAGUACGGUGGCCAUCCACGCAGCGAUGGAGUUUCGGUUCACACGAACCAACGAGCGAGCAAGAGUAUUGGCCGAGGUGUCGGCUGUCUCCACCAAGUGUCAGCCACGUGACAGUGAUCAUCGCCUUCACCGACGAUCUUACGGCCCUGCAUCCGGCGGCUCAUACAGGCGUCUUCCGGCAGCUGCAACUCUGGGCACAGGAUCUCACGGCCGCCUGGAUAAAGACAAGGAAGAUGAAGUUCUCGAUGAUGAUGUGGAGCUACUGAUCGCCCAAGCCUGGAGGACAGACACGGAGGGGGAGUUACUGGGGUUACUCUUUGGAAAGGUGCGCGACGGAAAUCUCGAGCCAAUUACGAACGAAGUGCUGGUGUUCCUUGCCUGGCUCGUGGACGAUCUACCUCUGGAGAUCCUUUCACACUACGACAAACAAUCCACAACCGCGACGCUCUCCCGAACUUUAGCCCCACAACUAUUGUGGUCCACGUGUAUCGAACUCGACGACGAUAACAUCUACCUUCCUUCAUCGAGUGACUAUUUGGUCAUCGAUGUGACCGAUAUCACCUUGUGGGAUCCGAUCAUCCGAAGAGUGGAGGUGGGAACGGGAGAAGAAGAAGAGGAAGAAGUAGAAGAGGAGGGAGAGAGGGAAGACACGGACGAGGAAGAAGAAGACUCGGAGGCCGGAUCGGACGACCCGACCUAUCGUGAAUCGGAGGAAAUCGGGUCGGAAAAAAGUGGAUCGGGCGAAUCAGGCGACUCGGGCAAGCAGAGUGAGGAGGAAGAUGAAGCAGUGGCUCAAAAGAGCCGAGAGAGGGCAGAAGGGAAGCGCCCAGUACAGGAGUCGGACGAACCAGCCGCGAGGCUGAUGCAAGACGAUCUGGCGCGCAACCCAGAGUCCAGUGGUUUGAUUGACGUGAUGUCAUCGGAAGCGGCGUUUGGGAUGGACGCUGACGGCGGGGCAGGGCGCAGCGGUUUGACGACGGUGGAGAGGACGGCUAUUGCUGCGGUGGUUAACGCCGUCCUCUUCCGCUGCCAAAUGGCGAGCAAUGACGCGAACUUCAAAGCGGUUGUUCGUGCACGGCGCAAGCUGUUGGCGCUUUCGACGACUGGGCAGUGCUUGGAUGUGGCUGCCAUUUCCGACGCGGUGCUGGAGGUCUGCUACGCGAUGGGGUGCGGGGGGUUUUCAAGGGCGACUCCACGGUGGUGGGUGAAGCGGCGAACGGGCGGCACGUGGGAGGAUCUGCGGCAAUGUGAUGACGCAACGGAUGAUUACUUCAAGGAGAAGCUUCGAAUGUCGCCUCGUGUUUUUCGCGAGAUCGCGGAGACUCUUUCCCCACUCCUUCAACGUCGUGUGACGUUCUACAGGGUGCCUUUGCAGCCAGACCACAUCAUUGCCUAUGCACUGUACAGGUGGGCCACGGGGGAGACGUACGACAGCGGGACGUGUAGCUUCGGCAUCGGGAGGGCUUCCGGCAUCACAGCGGUGCGUGAAGUCACGGCGGCGUUGUUGACUGCUUACCCCAACAAGAUAUCAUGGCCCACAGGUUUGCAGAAGGCGGUCGUCUUGCGCGCCUUCGCUGACAAGGGGUUUCCAAACUGCCAUGGGUGCAUCGACUGCACACAUAUCUACAUCGACAAACCCGCGAACGCCAACAGUGAGGACUACUGGGACAGGAGACGUCGAUUCUCCGUGCAGGCGCAAGUGGUGGUCGACAUGAACUUGCGUGUGCUGGACGUCUUCGUCGGUUAUCUGGGGAGUAUGCAUGACAUGAGGAUGCUGAACCUGUCGAGUUCAUGGGUGCGCGCGGAGUCAGGACAGCCUUUCACUGGGCCACAUGUGAUGCUGCCUUUCGGUGUGCGGACUAAUGGCUAUUUGCUCGGCAACAACGGUUAUCCGCAGUCGGAAUGGAUAGUCAUCCCUUAUGGCGGUCUCGCGCAACACCUGACGGAGGCACGCUUUGACAACAAACAGAAGACGGCCAGGGAAGCAGUGGAGAGGGUGUUUGGCAGACUGAAGGGGAUGUGGAGGUUGUUCCUCCGCACCCACAAGUGCAACAUGGACAGCUUGCCGCAACAAUUCGUCGCCGUCUGCAUCCUCCACAACAUACUCAUCGACGUCGGCGUCUCGUUUGACGACAAUCUGAUGUGGGAGGUGGGUCAAGACGGCGUGCAUCGUAGAGUGGAUCUGGGGAUGCAUCAGCCAUUGAGGCCAGUGUGCAUGGAGUCGUCGACGGGGGAUGCGCUGAUAUUGAGGGACGCGUUGGCGGAGCGGAUGAUUGUGCAGUGAGGUUGGCCGUGUUCGCAGUUGGAGACACCGCCAUGAAUGGAACGA
This is a messenger RNA of Chara braunii, 2341 nucleotides long. NCBI's taxonomy places the organism in Eukaryota, Viridiplantae, Streptophyta, Charophyceae, Charales, Characeae. The record is from the annotation of a GenBank genome assembly.